AUGGCUUCAAAAAGAGCUCUGGUCAUCCUGGCCAAAGGAGCAGAGGAGAUGGAGACAGUCAUCCCCGUAGAUGUCAUGAGGCGAGCUGGAAUUAAAGUCACCAUUGCGGGUCUGGCUGGGAAAGACCCAGUACAGUGUAGCCGAGACGACGUCAUUUGUCCUGAUGCCCAUCUGGAAGAUGCAAAAAAAGAGGGACCUUAUGACGUAGUGGUUCUGCCGGGAGGCAAUCUGGGUGCGCAGAAUUUAUCUGAGUCUGCUGCUGUGAAGGAGAUACUGAAAGAACAAGAAAAAAGGAAGGGCCUCAUAGCUGCCAUCUGUGCAGGUCCUACGGCUCUUUUGGCUCAUGAAAUAGGUUUUGGAAGCAAAGUUACAACACAUCCACUUGCUAAAGACAAAAUGAUGAAUGGAAGUCAUUAUAGCUACUCCGAGAACCGUGUGGAGAGGGACGGCUUGAUCCUCACGAGCCGCGGGCCUGGAACCAGCUUUGAGUUCGCUCUUGCGAUCGUCGAGGCACUGAACGGCAAGGACGUGGCUGACCAAGUGAAGGCCCCGCUCGUUCUUAAAGAUUAG
Molecule: messenger RNA, 570 nt
Organism: Zalophus californianus (California sea lion)
Lineage: Eukaryota; Metazoa; Chordata; Mammalia; Carnivora; Otariidae
Product: Parkinson disease protein 7 homolog
Exons: 1
Coding region: 1-570 (189 amino acids)
Biological process (GO): protein deglycation, glyoxal removal; guanine deglycation, glyoxal removal
Cellular component (GO): cytosol; nucleus
Molecular function (GO): protein deglycase activity
Source: RefSeq, a predicted model, not a curated record